Molecule: messenger RNA, 4606 nt
Organism: Pogona vitticeps (central bearded dragon)
Lineage: Eukaryota; Metazoa; Chordata; Lepidosauria; Squamata; Agamidae
Source: RefSeq, a predicted model, not a curated record
CUUCUCAUUUUUACAAGUCAGGUCCGCAGGCGGUCGGAGGGAGAAGAGGAGAAGGGCGGCGGAGGGCCUGGCGCGUCAAAGGCCAAACUUUUAAGGUAUUUUUAGCAGCCAAUGGGAGCUUUUUCCGCUAUGAAGGAGGCAGAGAAAACAUUUGGUUGUGGUGUGUAAGAGUCCGGCCGAAGACAGUGUAACCUUUGAGGCGGUUGCUGACGGGCAGCAAAAUUUCGGCGGUUGCAAAGGAGACCCGGGCCAUGCCCAGACGGCCUCGAGCUUCUCCCGGGUCGUUGCUUGGGUGCGAGUUCGGAUCCCCACCAUGGGAGUGUCGCCCAUCCUCCGCUCUUCCCUUCAAUGUCUCCUCCUUUUGCUGCUUUCAGGCCUUGGUACCCCAUUUAAUAUCGAUGUGAAGAGACCCCAGAUCUUCCGUGGCCCCAAAGAAUCCCAGUUUGGGUACAAAGUCCUACAGUACACAGCCCAAGGGCAGAAAUGGAUGCUGGUAGGGGCUCCCUGGGAAGGAACGGCCGACGACCGCCAGGGGGACGUGUACAAGUGCGUCGUGGGAGGAAGAAGGAACUCGACCUGCGCCAAAGUCCACAUUGGUGACCUGGCCCUUCAGAACAACUCCCAGCAAAUUAAAAACAUGCAUUUUGGAAUGACGCUGGUGCCCAACCGAGAUGACGGCUUUGUGGCGUGCGCGCCUCUGUGGUCCCAGGAGUGUGGCACGUCGCUGUUCAGCACCGGGAUUUGCACCAGCGUGGACGAGAACUUCCGUCCCAGGGAGAACAUUGCCCCGACGGCUCAGAGAUGUUCCACCUACAUGGAUAUCGUCAUUGUAUUGGACGGAUCCAACAGUAUUUACCCUUGGUAUGAGGUGCAGAACUUCCUUAGCAAUGUCCUCAGCAAAUUUUUCAUCGAUCCGGAGCAAAUCCAGGUCGGCGUCUUACAGUACAGCGAGGUUGCCGUCCAUGAGUGGACCCUCAAAGAUUACCAGACAAAAGAGGAGGUCAUCGAGGCGGCCAAAAACAUCAGCCGGCAGGAGGGGCUGGAAACCCGGACGGCGGCCGCUAUCCACAAGGCCUGCACAGAGGCCUUCAGCCCAGAAAGGGGUGGCCGGGAAGGGGCGACUAAGCUGAUGAUCGUGGUGACCGACGGAGAAUCCCACGACGGGGAAGAGCUCGCCGAGGCCUUGGAAGAGUGCGAGGCACGCAACGUGACGCGCUACGCCAUUGCGGUGUUGGGGCACUACAUCCGGAGGCAGAAAGACCCCGAUUCCUUCAUCAACGAGAUCAAAUACAUUGCCAGCGACCCGGAUGAGAAGUAUUUCUUCAACGUGACGGACGAGGCCGCCUUGAACGAUAUCGUGGACGCUUUGGGGGACAGGAUCUUUAGCCUCGAAGGUAGCGGCCAAGGGACGGACGGUAUCCUUUUCGGGAUGGUUGGGGCCUAUGACUGGGAUGGGGCUGUGCUCAAGGAGAGCAGGAUGGGACCCCUCAUCCCACCCCGGGAAGCCUUUGAGAAGGAGUUCCCCCUCAAACUGAAAAACCACGCUGCCUACCUGGGCUACACCGUCUCUUCGAUCAAACUCAGGAACGGGAAGGGUCUGUACGUGGCUGGCGCUCCCCGGUUCAAGCACAAGGGGAAAGUGAUCCUCUUUGAGAUGUCCAGGAAUGGGAGCGUCACCAUUUCCCAAGCUCUCGUUGGGGAACAAAUUGGCUCAUAUUUCGGCAGCGAAGUAUGUCCCGUGGAUGUGAAUGGCGAUGGGGUCACGGAUGUCCUGCUAGUGGCUGCCCCCAUGUACCUGGGCCUGCAGAACAAAGAGACGGGCCGCGUUUACAUCUACAAAGUUGGACCAUCACUCUUGUCUUCCAACGGGACGCUCCAGGCCGACCCGAAGCCUCAGGAUGCCCGUUUCGGCUACUGCCUCCUGGCUGUUCCCGACCUCAACCACGACAGCUACAACGAUGUGGUGGUGGGCGCGCCGCUGGAGGACGACCACCAGGGGGCGGUGUAUGUCUACCAUGGGUACCGCACGACCAUGUUGCCCCGCUUCAAACAGCGGAUCGAAGCGUCGGCACUGCCCCAGGGCCUGCGCUACUUCGGCCGCAGCUUGGACGGUCAGAUCGAUCUGGAUGGAGACGGCUUGGUGGACCUUGCUGUCGGAGCCCAAGGGGCUGCUGUGGUGUUAAGAUCCAGGAGGAUCGUGCAGGUGAACACGUCCAUCUCUGCAACCCCGUCCUCCAUCAACGUGAUCCAGAAGAAUUGCCAGCGGAACGGGAAGGAGUCGCUCUGCGUCACCGUCGGCCUCUGCUUCAAGGUGUCCUCCCGCUCUCUCGGCCCGAGGGACAGCCAUUUGAGUAUAAAAUUCAACGUCUCCCUGGACGACCGGAAGUUCGGCACCAGGGCGGUGUUUGACGGCAACUCCCAAAAGCUGCUUCAGAAGAGGAUCCGGGCCACCGUGGGCAGGACAGCCUGUUCCACGGUCCGUUUCCACGUGAUUGACACCUCCGAUUACCUGAGACCUGUGACAGUCACGGUGAAGUUCGCCUUGAGCGACGCUGAGCCGGGCCCAGUGCUGGACGAGAAAUCGCCCACCACCGUUAAGAAACUGAUCCCCUUCUUCAAGGACUGUGGUGAGGACGAUGAGUGCAUCACAGAUCUGGUGCUGAAAGCUCGGAUGGAUAUCACUGGAUCCAGGCAGAAGCCUCACAUCCUCCGAAAAGGGAGGCGGAAGGUCUUGGUGGACGUCCUUCUGGAGAAUAAGCAGGAGAAUGCCUACAAUGCCAGCUUGGGCCUGUGGUUUUCCAAAAACCUCCAUUUUUCCAGCUUGGUGCUCAAGGGCGAGAACCCAGUAAAAAUUGAAUGCACCACCCCGUCGGCUCAAACCCGGGCAUGCUCCGUGGGCUAUCCCGUCUUCAGAUCCCUGGCAAAGGUGGCUUUCGUCCUGGAGUUUGAAUUCAGCUGCUCGUCCCUCCUGAACCGAGCCCUGGUGAAGCUCACGGCUAGCAGCGACAGCCAUGAAUUAAACGAAACUCUUUCCGACAAUAUGGCGCAGCCUGUUGCUUACGUCCACUACGAGCCUGACCUUUUCCUGACCAGCGAAUCCACGCUGAAUCGCUACGAGGUCCAUCCGGUGGAGACCUUCCCGACGGGGAUGAACCCGGAAUUCAGAACCACCCUCAAGGUCCAGAACCUCGGGUGCUACGCGGUGGGGAACCUCUCCCUCACCAUGGAGCUCCCGGCAACUGCCUAUCAGGACCUCCCGUUCCUCUCGGUGACCCGCAUCCUGGCCGACAACGUCACCUGCAGCUUCCAGAACCAGACUGAGACGGUGUCGAGGGCCAGCGGCGAGGGGGUGGUCCCUGUUCACCCAGAAGAACUGAUGCGUGUAGACAAACUGAAUUGCACCAAUGCUGGCUGUCAGGUGGUGAAGUGUGAGCUCUCCCACGUCGAGAGGACCUCCGAAGUCUCCAUCCACCUGCUUAGGACAGUUCACAACGAGUUUUUCAGCAGGGCCAAAUUUAAGACGGUGAAGGUUGUCAGCACGUUCACGCUGAGCACGGCAGAAGGAGAGGCCCUGUUCUUCUUGCCCAAAGCCGCACAUCGACGGGAGACCCUGCUGGAGGUGAUCCAGUCCGACGUGGUCCCCCUCUCCCUCUGGAUCCUCAUCGGCAGUAUCGUAGGAGGACUUCUCCUGCUGGCCCUCAUCAUCAUCUGUUUGUGGAAGCUCGGCUUCUUUGCCCAUAAAAAGCCUGGGGAGGACGAGAAGGAGGACCAGUAAGACCCGACCUGCGCCUAAGACUUUUCGCUCCACAGAGAUGAGCUGCUACGGGAAGAAAUCCAGACGGAGGGCUGGGGGGGCGGGGGGCGUGGCUGCCUGCCUCCGACUCUCCCUUUCAGUCCGUGGACAUUUCAGAGAGAAAUCUCAUUCUUCUGCUCGGGAAGCUCAGAACAUGCCACUCCCUUCCCUUGUGGAAGGUGCAACUCAGCGCAAGUCCCCCCGUGGGCCCUAAAGCGCCAUUUUUUUGCUCUCCGUGGCGGGGAUCCCACCUGCAAGGUUUAGAGGACGAGAAAAAAAAGAGGAGAGAUCGGCCAGCCAGGCGCCUUCUGCAGAGGCUCACGGAGACGGGCCCGGAUGACCAACAGACGUCCACCCUUCCCCAGAUGAAAUGGGAAGCCCCCCCACACACACCCCACACAAACCAGCUUCUCUCCCAGCCCUGCAGAGCCUCUUCCUUCCAAGGGGCUCCGUCCCUCGUUUCUCCUUUCCCACUGUGGCGGUCUCGACCAAGGGCGGCCCCCCCCCGGCCGAAGAGAACCGCAUAAGGCGCAGACCCUGAAAGUCCUACAGUUUGGCACAUCGUUCCAGAUUUCCGUUAGGGACCGUUUUAAAAGAUCCUGAUUCGAAGAGCAAUCCCAGGGCAUUGGUCCUGUGAGCUGUACAGGCCUGGCCGUGGCGUCACGCUGGCCCGCUCCGAUCCUGGUUUCACGGCGAAGCCCACGGCACCGAGGAAAGUGUGAGAGGAACGAGGCCCAUCCCUGCGUCAGCUCUGACGACUGAAGCCACCGGGCGGUGUUGGGGGAACGGAUCCGUCGCUUGUGGGCAGCCGGA